Loa loa (African eye worm) is the source of this 1968-nucleotide messenger RNA. RefSeq lists its product as hypothetical. The record is from RefSeq and is a predicted model, not a curated record. Bases 1 to 1968 code for a protein of 655 amino acids. NCBI's taxonomy places the organism in Eukaryota, Metazoa, Nematoda, Chromadorea, Rhabditida, Onchocercidae. The transcript has 14 exons.
AUGGACAUAUCAUGUCAUGGAGGAGUUUAUUCAGCAAAUCAUCAUCAACAACAACAACAACAACUCCCGACAUUAUACGAUCCACAAAUACCCACAACCUCAUAUGAGCAAUCAUCAUUACCAAACAUUCCACAACCUCAUCAUCCAGCAGGUUACUACGAUUCAUCGAUACCACAUUAUCCCGCACCUCGUGUGCCAUAUCCAUCGAUAUCAAUGCCAAAUAGUCCAAUGAGGACACAAAUAAAAUGUGAACCACAACAACAACAACAACAACAAUCACAACCAUUACCACAGUAUUCGGAACGGAUGACAUCAACGGUUGAUAAUCGGAAGAUAAUGAAUACUCAAGCUUGGAUGAAUGAUCAUCGUUUCAUCAAUUAUCCCCAAGAACAACAACAGCACUACAGGACCGGAUCGGCGCCUUCAUCAGUAAUGUCAAUGUCUCGAAUGAGUCAUAUAAGUAGUGCGACAGAAGAUAUGAGUAUGUUAAGUGUCAAUACACAAAUUACCGAACUCAGGCAACUAGCUGAUUUGCGAGCGCAAAUGCAUACAUCAGCACCAUCAUCCUCAUCAUCUUGUGUGGAAAAUAUGGGACCAGAUCAUAUUAAAUUUAUUGAAACUGUCAACAAAUAUAUUGAAAAAAUAACUGCUCAUGUAAACAAUAUUGAUAAGAAAGUAGCACAAGAAAUGGUACGUGCUGUAUUUAUGAUGGCAACAAGGAAUGAUUUUGAACGAGCUGAUAUUGAUAAAUUGGAAAAAAUGAUGAAAACUUUGAUACAACGGUGGUUACGACAAAAUGAUACCGAAGAUGAUGUUGUAGAAACAGUUUUACGGAUAAUGACACGAUUCUCUGCUGAUGGUAAAACGAAACAAAUUAUGUCAAAAUGGAUGAUACAUUAUCCGGACGAAUUACUUGAAACAUUUGUACGAUGGAUGGAUCCAGCACAAAAAUCUUGUAAAUAUGCUUUAAAUACCGUACAUUCAUUGGUCGGAAUGGUGGAACGACAUCGAUAUGGAAAAGAUAUUAAAGAACAAAUCCUUGCUCGUACUACACGUGUUAUGAAAGAAAUGGAUGAAAAAGGUGAUCAAUACUUCAUCAAUACGUAUAAAUCAAAACAAUAUGUUUUUGAUCUUGUUCGACGUGUUUUUAAUGGUAGCGAUACAUGGAGGCAAUCAUUCGAAUUAAAAGGUGGCAUUCAACUUUUACUACGAUUACUAAAGAAGGAAGGAAAUGAAUCGGUAGUGUAUAGAAUAGUUCGGGCAAUUUUUGCUAUGGUUUGCUCAACUGAUCUUUCCUACGCUAAGAAAUUUGUUCAACUUGAUGGAGUCAAGAUCAUAUCAUAUCUUUUGGCAAAUCCAAAUUGCUCUGAACGUGUUGCACUUGAUGUAAUGCUUUGCUUACGAGUUGUUAGUGAUGUAGAUGGUGUAAGAAAUGCUGAUUUACGUGAAACAAUUAGUCGUACACUUAGUAUGAUGGGUGUUUUUCGUAAUAAUCCAUAUUUUUUACAUGUUGGAUUUGAUUUUCUUGGAAAUAUAUCAGCAACAUGUAAUGGUAGCUCUAAUGCUAAUAAGGAUUUCAUAGCUGAUUGUGGUAUUAUCGAAGGAACGAUCAAUUUAUUGCAAACAUACUACAAAAGACGUGAUGAAACUGUUGUGAAAAGUUUAAUUUCCUCAAUGCUAUGGUCAUUACACGUUUUUACGGGUGGUUGUUCUUCACCGGAACGUAAUAUUAAUGUCAGGAAACGAUUGAUAACAUUUGAAGGAGCUCCAAGUUUACUUCUAUAUGAACUUGCUCAUCCCGUUGAUCUCAGUUCACGUCUACACGUAAUGAGCUUAUUCGCACGAUUGGUAGAUGCAGAUCAAUUAAAUCAUCCUCCGAUACUGUUUGAUAUCAGCGUUGAUAAUAAUUCUUUAACUGAUGUUCUGUUUGAAAUUAUCGCUACAACUGCAAAUACUAUGGAAGUAUGA